Fraxinus pennsylvanica is the source of this 1362-nucleotide messenger RNA. The record is from the annotation of a GenBank genome assembly. NCBI's taxonomy places the organism in Eukaryota, Viridiplantae, Streptophyta, Magnoliopsida, Lamiales, Oleaceae.
AUGGAUCAAAAUCAAUUCGCGAACGAGCUCAUAAGUUCUUACUUCCUUCAGCAAUGGCGCCAUAAUUCCCAAACCCUAACCUUAAACCCAACCCCCUCCAAUUCCGGAACUGAAUCUGAUUCCGCGCGACCCGAUUUGGAAUAUGAAGAUGACGGAGAAGAGUUUCCGACGGAGCUCGACACGGUGAACAGUUCGGGCGGGUUUUCGGUGGUGGGCCCUGAUAAGUUGUCUGUGUUGUACCCGAAUGUGAAUUUGCACGGUCAUGAUGUUGGAGUGGUUCAUGCUAACUGUGCCGCCCCGUCAAAGCGGCUUCUUUACUACUUCGAAAUGUACGUGAAAAACGCGGGUGCUAAGGGCCAAAUUGCCAUUGGAUUCAUCACCUCUGCCUUCAAAGUUCGACGCCAUCCUGGUUGGGAAGCAAACACUUACGGAUAUCAUGGUGAUGAUGGGCUGCUUUAUUGUGGACGUGGAAAGGGAGAGUCGUUUGGUCCAAUGUACACAACUGGUGAUACAAAGUAUACAACUGGUGACACAAUUGGCGGUGGUAUCAACUACGCUACACAAGAAUUCUUUUUCACGAAAAAUGGGGUUGUAGUGGGAACAGUUUUCAAGGAUGUCAAAAGUCCUGUAUUUCCAACUGUUGCCGUUCAUAGCCAAGGCGAGGAGGUGACUGUCAAUUUUGGAAAGGAUCCAUUUGUUUUUGAUAUUAACGCAUAUGAGGCAGAGCAAAGAGCAAUUCAACAAGAGAAAAUUGACUGUAUUUCAAUACCACUGGAUGCUAGUCACGGAUUAGUUCGUUCCUAUCUACAGUACUAUGGGUAUGAAGGAACACUUGAAUUUUUUGAAAUGGCUAGUAAAAGUACCGCUCCUCCAAUUUCGUUGGUUCCAGAAAAUGGGUUCAAUGAGGAAGACAACAUUUAUGCAAUGAAUAGAAGGAGGACUCUUCGUGAGCUAAUAAGGCGUGGCGAAAUCGAUGAAACAUUUGCUAAACUCCGUGAAUUGUAUCCUCAAAUUGUUCAGGAUGAUACGUCUUCUAUUUGCUUUCUGCUACAUACUCAAAAAUUUAUUGAGCUUGUUCGGGUUGGGAAGCUGGAGGAAGCUGUGUUGUACGGAAGAUCUGAGUUCGAAAAGUUCAAGAGGAGGUCUGAGUUUGAUGAUCUAGUUAAGGAUUGUGCUGCUUUGCUGGCAUACGAACGGCCAGACAAAUCCUCUGUUGGAUACCUUCUUCGAGAGUCUCAAAGGGAGCUUGUGGCUGAUGCCGUUAAUGCGACUAUUUUUGCAACAAAUCCGAAUGUGAAAGACGCAAAAUGUUGCUUGCAAUCACGUCUGGAGAGAAUUCUCAAGAGUGGUAAGAAAGGUUAA